Pelagomonas calceolata is the source of this 888-nucleotide messenger RNA. The record is from the annotation of a GenBank genome assembly. Lineage: Eukaryota; Pelagophyceae; Pelagomonadales; Pelagomonadaceae.
CCGAUGUCGCCGGCGCGCAGCUUUCUCGCAUUGUUGUGCCUUCCUAGCACCGCUGCACUUGUUGCACCACGCACGAGGCCAGCGCGAGCAACAGCGUUGCACGCAGACGCAGACGCAAUCAGUGAUUUCUGCAAGGGAACGAACGCAUUCUGGAAGAGUCUGAUCAUACCGGUCGUGCGGGACUAUGCAGACGUCAAACCCAAGGGCACGGCUGACGUCGACGACUUCUUAAGCGUCGUGACGGCGGCGCCCGAGACGCCCGGCAUCCCGCGGCCCGUGUGGCUGACGAUCGCCGCGUCCGUGCCGACCGGUCUCAUUUGGUACGGCUGGUACAAGUACAGCGCAUCAUCGCGGCGUCGCAAUAGCGUUUUUGUCUCCGUAACGUAUGAUGCCCAUCUCUCGUAGGUUGAGGAAGAAUUGUUUCAAUACGAGCUCGAGACGGAGGGCCGCGUCAGCGGUUGUGGAGGCUACGGCACGUUGUUUCCCUUUGUUUUCGGCGUGAUCAUCGGCGGACCUCUCGCGCUCGUGGGCUUUUCCGGCGGCGACGCCAUCCUGGAAGCGGCAGGUUUGUGGAUAUUGCUGGGCCAGGUCAAUCUGUACCGCCGCGUGAACGAUUGCUUUCCCGGCGAGGAGCCCCUACACGCGUGGUGGGCUCUACUCCCGCCACCACUCGACGUCGUCGUCGGCCUGCGUCAAGUGCAUUUCCUCAGCGAAUUCUGGAAGAAGGAGAGGUCACUACCAGCCGGCGGCGACGCGGUCGCCGAGAAGUAUUUUCCAUUCAUCAGCGCGCCGCGCUUCACGCUGAAAGAGUUCGCGCGGACGCCAUCGAUGUGGUUCUGGUUUACGAAGGACUGGGACGACUUCGACGUGCCUAUUCUGAAGGACUAA